This is a messenger RNA of Cicer arietinum (chickpea), 547 nucleotides long. The record is from RefSeq and is a predicted model, not a curated record. Lineage: Eukaryota; Viridiplantae; Streptophyta; Magnoliopsida; Fabales; Fabaceae.
GAUGAAACCUCUUUUUCUCUCGCAGCUGCUUCUCUUUUUGUUUUCUUCCACUCUACUUCCAUGGACUUGGUUGAAGUGCACGCGGAUGAUAUUGAAUUGAAUUUAAAGAAAAAAUCCCAACAAUACUCAGACCAAUUAUCAGCCCCAAGAAUCAUGACCAUUCUCACAUAUUUUUGGCCCUUGUUUGCUUCCACUACUAUGUUCUUUGUUGCAAUAAUAGCCUUUGGAGGUGUUUCCAAAUUCUCAGCUGAAGAUCGCGACGAAAAAGCUGGUCAAGGGCUCUUGGAUUAUGUAGCAGGAAUGCCAGAAUAUACAUAGAAUGUUCAAAACUUCUGAAUGCAUCAAAGGUGGUUCAAGUUUCACUGUUUCAUUUAGAUAUAAACCAAAACAAUUAUAUAUUGUUCUUUGUAUUCAAAUCCAUGCUCAAAUGAUAAUUGUGGCAAUCCUAUGUGUAUAAGAAUGUCACAAACAUGAGUGAAAAUAUAAAUAUAAAUGCUCAAAUGUGUAUUCCAAUUCAUUAAAUCUACUGUUUUUGCAUUUAAGAACA